This is a messenger RNA of Suricata suricatta (meerkat), 5370 nucleotides long. It is a transcript of the gene MSL2, whose product is annotated as MSL complex subunit 2. NCBI's taxonomy places the organism in Eukaryota, Metazoa, Chordata, Mammalia, Carnivora, Herpestidae. Gene Ontology annotation, cellular component: MSL complex. The transcript has 2 exons. The coding region runs from base 1276 to 3009 and encodes 577 amino acids. Gene Ontology annotation, molecular function: ubiquitin protein ligase activity. The record is from RefSeq and is a predicted model, not a curated record.
UCUGCGCAUGCGUGCGGGCGCUAGCGACGACGGCGGCGGGGGAGUCUCGGGGAUGACAGUGGCUUUGCCCGUUGGGGUAACGGUCGUCUUCGCCGGCAGGGCCUGAGGCGCCGCACAGCCCGCGGGAUUCAUUAAGGCCGCAGCAGCCCGGGCCCUACUGAGUUAGAGUGGCGCGUGGAGUCAGGGUGAGGGCGGCGAGGCACGGGGGGAGGGGCCUGUGGCGGGGCCUUGCUGUGUGCUCUGGGCGGCGGCGGGGCCUGGCGGUGUGAGCACUCGCCUUAGUUGCAGCCGGGCGGGAGCCGUGGGCGGCGGCGGCUGUCGUGCUUGGCGGCGGAGGUCUCCGUGUGUGCGGCGCGGAGAAGAUGGCCGGGCAGUGAGGGGGCGGCGCUUGCGCCUGGUGACCUCGGAGUGAGCGACUGAGGAGCGAGGGGCGCCGCCGCGGCCCGGCCGGGCCUGCUCCCCGCCCCCUCCCGCUGCCGCCGCCGUCGCGGCUGCCGGCCCCUCCGGCCCGCGCACUUCCUCCUCGGCCCUCCCCUAGCGGGUGGGGGACUCUCCUGCCUGCUUCGCCACCUCAGGGAACCGCAGGGCUGUAACCGCCGGGGCGGAGAGCCAGGCGCAGUCCGGCCCCGCGUCCGAUAUGGAGAGAGCGGCGGCGGCCUCCGCCAGCCGCAACUGCAGCGUUCGCCGCCGCCGCGGCUUGGUGCACUAGAUUGAGGAAGCCGACGCCCGAACCGUCCUCUUUGCGGUUGCCCCUACCUCUGCGCCGUGCGCUGUGAUGGAGUAAGGACCCUGCAGCGCGUGAGAAGCCUGCCUGCCCUUCGGACCGGGGCAGGGCCUGCUCCCGAGCCCGCUCAGCUCGCCCCGAGGAGGUGCCUCCGCAUCCGGAGAUGCAGCGAAGGCCGCCCGCCGAGCCGCGGGGCUAAACUGAGCGCCGAGUCCCGGCCCGAGUGCCGAAGCCGCCGCAUUCUUCGCCCCGAGGCUGACUGGGACAAACUCGAACGCUGGUUUCUCUUUCUUUCUCUCUCUUCCUCUCUCUCUUUUUUUUUUUAUUUUCUCGUCUGCAAGUCUCAGGGACGGAGGAGGGGCGCCAAGGCCCCAUGUGCGGGAGAAUUGCUUCAGCUCCACAAACUUGCGCGGAUUUUGGUUGCUACUUUGGCCAGUGGUUCUCUGAUUUCCUACGAAUUGUUGCAAAUUCGCCAUUGUUCCCUGGCUGCUUACAAAGUUGGAUCCGGAAUUUCUUUUCAACCGGGAGCCAACGGUGUCGAAGUGUCUGCAAUGAACCCCGUGAAUGCUACUGCUCUCUACAUUUCCGCGAGCCGCCUAGUGCUCAACUACGACCCCGGAGACCCCAAGGCGUUUACAGAGAUUAACAGGCUCUUGCCUUACUUCCGACAGUCCCUCUCUUGCUGUGUUUGCGGACAUUUGCUACAAGAUCCUAUUGCACCCACCAACUCCACCUGCCAACAUUAUGUCUGCAAACCUUGUAAAGGCAAGAAAAUGAUGAUGAAACCUUCAUGUAGCUGGUGCAAAGACUAUGAGCAAUUUGAGGAAAACAAGCAGUUAAGCAUCCUAGUGAACUGCUACAAAAAACUAUGCGAAUAUAUAACACAGACUACAUUGGCACGGGAUAUAAUAGAAGCAGUCGACUGUUCUUCUGAUAUUUUGGCUUUGCUUAAUGAUGGAUCAUUGUUUUGUGAGGAGACAGAGAAACCCUCAGAUUCAUCCUUUACUUUGUGUUUAACACAUUCCCCUUUACCUUCAACCUCAGAACCCACAGCUGAUCCUCAAGCUAGUUUAUCUCCAAUAUCUGAAAGCACCCUCAGCAUUGCUAUUGGCAGUUCUGUUAUCAAUGGUUUGCCUACCUAUAAUGGGCUUUCAAUAGAUAGAUUUGGUAUAAAUAUUCCUUCACCUGAACAUUCAAACACAAUUGAUGUAUGUAACACUGUUGACAUAAAAACUGAGGAUCUGUCUGACAGCUUGCCACCUGUCUGUGACACUGUAGCCACUGACUUAUGCUCCACAGGCAUUGAUAUCUGCAGUUUCAGUGAAGAUAUAAAACCUGGUGAUUCUUUAUUACUGAGUGUUGAGGAAGUUCUUCGCAGCUUAGAAACUGUUUCGAAUACAGAGGUUUGUUGCCCUAAUUUGCAGCCCAACUUGGAAGCCACUGUAUCCAAUGGACCUUUUCUGCAGCUUUCUUCCCAGUCUCUUAGCCAUAAUGUUUUCAUGUCCACCAGCCCUGCACUUCAUGGGUUAUCAUGUACAGCAGCAACUCCGAAGGUAGCAAAAUUGAAUAGAAAACGAUCCAGAUCAGAAAGUGACAGUGAGAAAGUUCAGCCACUUCCAAUUUCUACCAUUAUCCGAGGCCCAACGUUGGGAGCAUCUGCUCCUGUGACAGUGAAACGAGAGAGCAAAAUUUCUCUUCAGCCUAUAGCAACUGUUCCCAAUGGAGGCACAACACCCAAAAUCAGCAAAACUGUACUUUUAUCUACUAAAAGCAUGAAAAAGAGUCAUGAACAUGGAUCCAAGAAAUCUCACUCAAAAACCAAGCCAGGUAUUCUUAAAAAAGACAAAACAGUAAAGGAAAAGAUUCCUAGUCACCAUUUUAUGCCAGGAAGUCCUACCAAGACUGUGUAUAAAAAACCCCAGGAAAAGAAAGGGUGUAAAUGUGGGCGUGCUACUCAAAAUCCAAGUGUUCUUACAUGCCGCGGCCAACGCUGCCCUUGCUACUCUAACCGCAAAGCCUGCUUAGAUUGUAUAUGUCGUGGCUGCCAAAACUCCUAUAUGGCCAAUGGGGAGAAGAAGCUGGAGGCAUUUGCUGUGCCAGAAAAGGCCUUGGAGCAGACCAGGCUCACUUUGGGCAUUAAUGUGACUAGCAUUGCUGUGCGCAAUGCUAGUACCAGCACCAGUGUAAUUAAUGUCACAGGGUCCCCAGUAACAACAUUUUUAGCUGCCAGUACACAUGAUGAUAAAAGUUUGGAUGAAGCUAUAGACAUGAGAUUCGACUGUUAAAUCAGUGGGUCUUUAAACCUACCUCUGGUAGGGAAAUAGCUACAGUUUUACGGCAGCUAUGGUUUUGUUGGUUUAACUUGCCGGAGCUCCUGCAUAUAGAUCACUUGUAUCAAGUGUUUUCAUUGCUAAGUUAUAUGUGUUAGUGUCGGGGAAAUAGUUUGCAGAUAAUGGAGGAGUAACCCUACAACUAUAUGUCCUUAGUUCUUACAGAACCACAUAGUUUGAGAACAAAUGCUGAUGCAACUGAUUUAUACAAAAUGAACUUUGGCAAGGAAAAUAACAUUAACCUCAUUGUUUAUGGUCAUGCUUUGUGCAUAAUCAAAGUUUAUGAUUAAAUGUAAGGAAGUGGUAUCUAGUCAGUUCAUAAAGAUUGUGCUAAUUUUUUGUGAAAAAAGUAGCCAUUAGUUUGUUCAGGAGACUCAGUGCUGCCUUCAGAUGCCAUUGAUGGUUCUCCUGUUGAAAAGCUGAUGUGUCCAGCUCAACCUUUGUGCUGAUGUAAUACCAUUUCUGAUCAUGAAAAUUGGCUACUGGUGUAUGUAGCAGUUCUUAAGUCAGCAGUAUUAUGAAAGAAAAUUUGCCCCUCAUUAGAAUGUUGAAAUAUGUCUUUUAAAAAGUGAACAAACUGAAAAGUCAGACUACAGAUAUUUAGGUGUUUAUGCUACAAAACUCUUCUGAGUUGAGUCCCUUUUAUAGUUAUGUCUGACUCGUUUCUAGGGAAAAAUUUUUGAAAUCCUUCACUUUUAGCAAUGUUAUAAUUAGAUAAAUGAAGUGGAGAAGAGCAGUUUUAUUCUGAAGGUAAUUGAAUUUAGAUUAUAAGAUGUGACAAUUUUUUAAAAAUAAAAAAAUUUUUUAUUUAGAAGUUGGGAUUUAUUUAAAAUAAUUUUGGAAUAAUGCCCCAAAACUUACAAGAUUUAUGCAUUAUAUUUAUUGCUGUUGGCCACUUCCUUGAUUGUUGUUUUUGGUUCCUCUAAUAGUUUCACACUUUAUUUUGAAUAUGCUCCUUCUCUUCUCCUCUCUUCUCUCUAAUCUCCUCUCUUCUCUUCUCUUCUCUCAUUCUUUCUUUCGGUGCUAUUCGUUAUGAAGGCUUCUUUAUGGAGGCCAAAUAAAAAUGCCUUUUUAUGAAGCCUGUGCAUUUAGGUAGGUUUGAAAUUAGGAGGAAUUUUUUUUUUUUGAAUGCUCUUUUGCAUGUAAAGCACAAACUAUGUUUCAGUUUAAAUGCACGUCUUCCCUUUAAUUUUUAUGGGGGAGAUAAGUACAAACAUUCUGUUGAAGGGAAAUCUAGUCAGUUGCUUGAAAAGAGCACAGCCCAAAUAAAACAAGGACUGACUAGGUUGUAAAGAAAUGACCUUAUGAUUUAAAAGAAUUGCUGCUUUGACAGUGCUUAUUUAAAGAAAAAUACUGCUGGAAAAUUUCCAAUUUCUACUACGUUCACCAUCUCUCAUGAGAUCUGACCUGUUGAAGUUAUGUUUUGAUUUGGCACACAGCAUGUUCAAUGAUGGUUACUCACCUAGUACAAGACAUGGAGAAGAAACCUUUGGACACAGAGCAGAUGACACCUCCUUCUGUUUUGUAGUGUAUCCUGGUGUCAUUUUCUGUGAAUGUGGUCAGGUAGAGUUGUUUUUGUUGUUGUUGGGCCUUUUUUUUUUUUUUUUUUUUUUUUUUUUUUUUUUUUUUUUUUUUUUUUUUUUUUGUCUUUUUUGGUGGGGUGGGGGUGGGCUAAAGCCAUAGGAAGAAAAAUGUGAUGUAUGUGUCCAGUAUGUACUAUUUUGUUUUUGUUUUGCAAGAAGAGUUGAACUAUUUUUGAUAACAAGAGUAAAUGGUGGAAAAUGCUUCUUAGUUGUCUUGUCUUUAUUUGCUUUCCAAGUUUUGGAAUUUUAUUUAAUUCCUCUAAGUGUUAGCAGUGUCUUACGCAACAUGUAUUUGCCUAAAAGUUUGUAACAGUUUUGUGUUGAACCCAGAUGCCCUGCUAUAUAAACUUGUAAAAUCUGUUCUUUAUUCACUAAUGAUCACUGCAAAAAUGACUAGAAAUGAGAUUGUACCCAUGGAUGAUUAGGAUAUAUUUUGCAAAUCUCCCAAACUUUCCUAGUUAUUAUGAUCUUAAAAUUCAUAGAAUACUUUAUUGCUUCCCAAGUUUGAUAAUUUUAGUUUUGUGUUUUUUGAUGCAUGGGAGGUUGGCAAUAUAGAGAAAACGGAAAUCAUUAGUAUGUGAGGGCCUUGAUUGUUAUGUAAUAUUGCCAAUGAUGAAUUCAGGUUGUUUUUAGCACAAGUUUCUCUUUUUUAUGCUGGUAUUCUCACUGCCACAUUUUUGGAAACCUGUAUUACACCUUAAAUCUAUCAAUAAAUGUUAGUUUUCUAAUUCUA